Dovyalis caffra is the source of this 1044-nucleotide messenger RNA. The record is from the annotation of a GenBank genome assembly. Lineage: Eukaryota; Viridiplantae; Streptophyta; Magnoliopsida; Malpighiales; Salicaceae.
AUGGGAGAUUCAAGUGACUCAGUCUCCAUUGAUAUGGAGACGCCUUCUCUUAGUGGAAAGGAGUAUGUUAUUGAAACUUGCUGUGGUUAUGUUUCUGUUUCUGUAUAUGGAGACCAAGACAAGCCAGCUCUUGUUACUUAUCCUGAUUUAGCUGUAAAUCAUAUGUCUUGUUUUCAAGGAUUAUUCUUUUGUCCCGAAGCAUGUUCGUUGCUCCUUCACAACUUUUGUAUAUAUCAUAUCAGUCCUCCCGGGCAUGAGUUGGGAGCUGCUACAAUUAGCCCAGAUGACCCUUUGCUUUCUGUUGAUGACUUGGCAGACCAAAUUGCUGAGGUUCUCAACUAUUUUAGUCUUGAUGCAGUGAUGUGUAUGGGGGUUACAGCUGGAGCUUACAUUCUUACUUUAUUUGCUAUGAAAUAUAGACAACGUGUUCUUGGCUUGAUACUCAUUUCUCCUCUGUGCAAUGCACCCUCAUGGACAGAAUGGCUGUAUAAUAAGGUCUUGUCUAAUUUACUGUACUAUUAUGGCAUGUGUGGAGUGGUGAAGGAAUUAUUGCUUAAGCGGUAUUUCAGCAAGGAAGUUCGUGGUAGUGCUCAAGUACCAGAAUCAGAUGUAGUCCAGGCCUGCAGAAGAUUGCUGGAUGAGAGGCAGGGUUUAAAUGUAUGGCGAUUUCUUGAAGCGAUGAAUGGGAGACAAGACGUUAGUGAUGGAUUGAGAAAACUACUUUGUCGCUCGCUAAUAUUUGUUGGCGAGAACUCUCCGUUUCACUUUGAGGCUCUUGACAUGACAUCAAAACUAGACAGAAGACAUAGUGCCUUAGUUGAGGUUCAGGCUUGUGGGUCAAUGGUGACAGAGGAGCAGCCCCAUGCCAUGCUAAUACCAAUGGAGUACUUUCUCGUGGGAUACGGUAUGUACAGGCCGCCAAAGUUAAGUGUUAGUCCAAGAAGUCCUUUGAGUCCAAUUUGCAUCUCCCCGGAGCUUCUAUCGCCAGAAAGCAUGGGCUUGAAGUUAAAACCAAUAAAAACACGAAUGUCCCUAGAAGUUUGA